Molecule: messenger RNA, 207 nt
Organism: Sphenostylis stenocarpa
Lineage: Eukaryota; Viridiplantae; Streptophyta; Magnoliopsida; Fabales; Fabaceae
Source: the annotation of a GenBank genome assembly
AUGGGAGGUGCAUUGUGGGGGACGCGGGUGAUGGAGAUUGUGAAGAAGCAUGACUCGGGAGGACUCGUUUGGAAGAGAAUUAAACUCACCACCACUCGUAAAGCCAAUGCUAAGAAGCGCCUCCUCCGCGUUUGGCAGAAUGAAGCUGUCCUCAAGGCAUGUUCUCAGCCAUCUCCCUCCGCUUCUGCCACUGCCAACAAACCUUGA